Molecule: messenger RNA, 1737 nt
Organism: Corylus avellana
Lineage: Eukaryota; Viridiplantae; Streptophyta; Magnoliopsida; Fagales; Betulaceae
Source: RefSeq, a predicted model, not a curated record
AUGGGAGACCAACCUAUACCAGAGAAUGUGGACCUCACUAGAUCUCUAAGGGAUUUGUUCGCACCAGUUGCAACAAACUCUCCUUUGUGUAUAGUUUUGCCCCCAAAUAAUGCCACACAUUUUGACCUUAAGCCUCAUGUUAUCCAACUCUUACCGUCAUUCCACAGUUUAGAGAUGGAAAACCCUUAUAGUCAUGUGAGGAAAUUCAAGGAUAUCUGUGCCACAUUCAAGUUUCAGAACUUUUUUGAAGAGUCUGUUCAUUUGAGAUUGUUUCCUUUCUCUCUUCAUGAUACAGCCAAGAUGUCCAAAGUUAAUGAGUGCCAAAAGGAAAUCAGUUCUUUCAUUGAGGAGCAGGAUGAGAAGUUUUCUGAGAGUUGGAAGCGGUUCAAAGAAUCUGCCCGUAUCCUAAAGAACAGAGGCAUCUAUGAAUUGAAAGAAGCCACAGAUUUAAGGAUGAAGAUAGAUGCUCUCACCAUGAAGGUCGAUGCUCUUGCUGUGAGCCAGUCCAUCAAUGCUGCCAACAUAUUCAAUGUUGAUAGUUGUUCCAUUUGUGCUAGUCCUAUGCACUUAGCACAGAAUUGUUCAUCUCUACCGGCUUUUGCCGAGUGUCCGAUGGAACAAGUGAAUGCUUUCAAUGAUUACUAUAAGCAAGCAAGUGGACCACACUCGGAGACCUACAAUCUAGAGUGGCGGAACCACCCUAAUUUUUCAUGGAAGCAAAACCAACCAAUAAAUCAAGGAGGGGCCCCUCAUCAUGCCCAAAAUCAAUACCCUCUCGGAUUUCUUCCACCAGUUCAAAAUCAUGGUCGCUUGGCUCAUCCAACGCCACCCCCUGCAUACCAAGCACCCAAUCAAGUGCCAGCAUCUUCUUCACAGUCUACCUUGGAAGACACUCUCAAGGCCUUCAUGCAGCUAAUAAGCCAAUUUAUAAGUGAAGUGAAGAAUGCUACUAUGGGAGACAAGUGGACAAUCAAGUGGUUCUACCAGAAGAGAGAACAUAUUGUGCCGCGAAGGCAAGAUAGUGGCAAAAAUGAAUGCAGAGAUGCUGAGCCUUCUAGAGCCAUACACACAGUUGAGGAUUCCCCAAGGACGUUUGUGCCUAAAGCUCCCUACCUAGAAAGAUUGCAAGCGCCUAAAAAAGGAGGAAAAUUUGAGGACAUUCUGGAGGUGUUCAAGCAAGACCAAAUCGAUAUCUCAUUUUUGGACGCCAUCCAGCAAGUGACAUCAUAUGCCAAGUUCUUGAAGGACUUGAUCACUGUCAAGAGGAGGACGAAUGUCCCAAGGAAGGCAUUUUUGACCGAGCAGUUUGGGUUAGGGAAAUUGAAACCCACAUCUAUGACACUCCAAUUGGCUGACAGCAAGCAACCAUUGGAAUAUGAUAAGGUUAGAAGUGUAUGCUUGAUUGAGAAGAUUAUUGAGGAGACUGUUGAUGAAUCAAGCAUAGAGGAUCCCUUGGAAGCAUGCCUUGCUCAGUUUGGAGAUGAUUUGGACUUGGACAAGUUAUUUGAGCAGGCAGAUGCGAUUUUGGAGACUGCUCCCAUGAUAAGUAUUGAGAAUGGGGAGACAGUAGUGCUAGAGUCUCCCAAGUUGGAACUUAAGCCUUUACUGGACACUCUCAAGUAUAAGUUCCUCGGCCCAACCAAAUCUUUGCAUGUAAUCAUAGCUUUAGAUUUGAUAAGUGCUCAAGAAGAGAAGUCGUUGGAUGUUUUCAGAAAGCACAAGGAAGCUAUCGGCUGA